Molecule: messenger RNA, 1702 nt
Organism: Paramecium sonneborni
Lineage: Eukaryota; Ciliophora; Oligohymenophorea; Peniculida; Parameciidae
Source: the annotation of a GenBank genome assembly
AUGUUAUUGAAAAAGAGAGCCAUUUUUAGGUUUGUUAUGUUAAACAAAAGUGAUAAAGUUUUUAUUAAUGGUUUUAUUAUGUAUUUUUUGAUAGAUCAUUCAUAUUAUAUUUAUAAUUUCAAAAAUCCCUUAUAAAACUUUUAGAUGCAAUUGGUGUAACAAUUUGUUUCCUAUUUUACAAGAUUGGAUUAUUCAAAAUUCAAGCAUUUAUUUGCGCAGAUAUUGCAAAGAGACUUUAAUCUUGUAAUUUAUUAGGUGUCAUAUUUAAUUUUAGGGUCAGAAAGCAUUUGUUCAUUAAAUUUUUCUAGUAUUUCCAUAAAAUAAAUAUAAUUAUAUUUGUCUUAAAUUAUAAUUAAAAAAUAUCCGUUAAUAUAUUAUGUAGAAACGCUCUUCAAACUCAAAGAACAAAAGCUUUGACAGGUAGUUAUUGUUUAAGAUUCUAGAUUAGUUCCAGAAAAAGUGAAUUUGAAUGAUUUUUAAUUUUAUAUGGUUGAAGAAAAGGAGAGAGAAUAAAAGAACGAAUUAGACUUAAAUGAAAGAUUGAGAAUGGAAGGCAGUUAGGCAAAAUAUAAUUACUUUUUGAAGUAGAAUAUAUUUGAGAGUAAAUCAGAAUCAAGUCUAUUUGUAUAUAAAAGAUAACAAUGUAAAUAUAAACCGUAUAUAAUUAAUGAUAAAUGUCCUUCACCUGUAAGAAAGAUAAGCAAUACUCCAUAUAAAGUUUUAGAUGCUCCUUAUUUAAAAGAUGAUUUUUAUUGUUAGUUAGUAGACUGGAGUUCUAAAAAUUAAAUAGGAGUGGGUUUAGAUAAUUCAGUGUAUACAUGGAAUGCUUAAACUAGCGAAACAAUUUAAUUAUUAGAAAUAGAAGCUCCAUCAUAUAUUAGUGCAGUGAAAUGGUGUUAUCGAAAUGAUUUGAUGGCAGUUGGUGAUGAUAAUGGGACUGUGAGAAUUUAUGAUAUUAACAAAGGUGCAAUAUUAUAAACAUAUGAGAAUCAUGAUAGAAGAGUAGGUUGUUUGGAUUGGAAUGGAUUAUGCAUUACAAGUGGUAGCAGAGAUAAGACAAUAUUAUUAUAAGAUAUUAGGACUAAAAAUGAUUUUGAAAUUAAAUUCUCAUUUCAUAAACAAGAAGUUUGUGGAUUAUAAUGGAGUCCAAAUGAAUCAUACUUAGCUUCAGGAGGUAAUGAUAACAAUGUUAUUAUACAUAAUAUCAGAAUGUCUAAUAAACCAUUAUAUAUAUUUCGAGAUCAUUCUGCUGCCAUUAAAGCAUUAGCAUGGUCUCCAAAAGAAAAUAAUAUUUUAUGUAGUGGUGGUGGUACAACUGAUAAAUCAAUAAAAUUUUGGAAUAUCUCUAAUGGUCAACUUUAAAAAAGUAUUGAUACAGGCAGUCAAGUUUGUAGUGUUAAAUGGUCUAUCAAUACUAAUGAAAUUGUUACUACUCAUGGGUAUACAUAUAUAUAUUUAAUUCUUUAGAUAUUCCCUUAAUUAAAUUAUAAUCUGGAAAUUACCUAAAAUAGAAAGAAUUGCAGUCCUUCAUGGUCAUUCUCUGAGAGUCCUUUAUUUAGCACUUAGUCCUGAUGGAGAAAAUGCUGUCACUGGAAGUGGAGAUUAAACCCUUAGACUUUGGAAACUAUUCCCUUAAAUACAUUAAACUUCUUUUUCUUCACACAUUUCACUAAUCAAAUAAGCUAAUUUAGAUAUUAGAUGA